Molecule: messenger RNA, 549 nt
Organism: Glarea lozoyensis ATCC 20868
Lineage: Eukaryota; Fungi; Ascomycota; Leotiomycetes; Helotiales; Helotiaceae
Exons: 2
Coding region: 1-549 (182 amino acids)
Source: RefSeq, a predicted model, not a curated record
AUGACUACCGCCAUAGUAGCUUGGUUACAGUCUUGUCUGCAGUGUCGGUUCAUGAAAUGGAAGAAAAUCAAUCCACUGGAGAUGGUGGUUGUGCAUACCAUUGUUAUGGUAUGUGCGGCUGCGACGCUGGGCGUGGACAGGUUUGGAGAGGUACUUACGUUGAGGGGGAAUAAUGUGACGGGAAGGGAGUACUCGCUGGCGUUGGCGGCGGGAUUGGCUGGCUGUUUAUCAUCAUCCUUCCUCCUACUUCUAUGGACCGUCAUAAUCUGGAACAUGAAUAAAUACAACAGAGGAACCGCGUUUAACGCACCGCAACCACAACAAUGGCCAAAUCCUCAAACACAUCAGCAGUGGCAAACAACACAGCAACCAAUGCCUCAGGGAAUUUACGGUCCACCGCAAUAUAGUCAGCAUAAUAUGACCCCGGUCCCAGGUCAGACGUAUACUUAUGAUGGAACGAAGUUCGUGGCCGCAUCUUUUGUAAAUGAAAUGGGUGUGGGGGAUAAUGUAAAUGGAUUGCCUGCAUAUAUGGGUGGGAGUGGGAGAUAG